UAUUUUCGGGCUGCUGGCCGCUGACGUGCCCUCCAUCCCAUCCGCCUCACAUCAUCCUGUCAACCAGAGGUUACACCAGCCGGGAUUACGCUCGCAAAUAUGUGAUUUUGUACGAAUACUACAGCCAGUUGGGUGUCUGAGGUUGCAUGCGGCUAUCUACAAACUCUCACCGCUAGUAGCCUAAAUAAGAAACGUGUGCGCCGCCGGAGCAGCUUCUGCAUUUUCAAGGUUUCUUAGGUUGUUGGACGGGACAGCUGCAUCGACUGAGGUUCCCGGCGUAUUGCUCUACCUCCAUCCCUGCGAUGCUGCCCUGCCUGCGGAGAGUCCUGCGGCCCGCCCUCUCUUUGAGAGCCGGGGCGGGGUUGGCCACAGCCGGACGCAACCACCAAACACCCGCCAUAGCCCGGUUCGCCUCAGAGCCUCCUCUCUCCAUGCUGGUGCAGCGGUGUAACCUGGGCACACAUCCGCUGAAUGAGCUCGUGGAGCCCCUCGACUCUCCCCGGGGAGCCAAGGAGUUUAUUUACACUCUCCAUCCGUCUGAGCGAACCUGUCUGCUGCGAGAACUGCACAAGUUCGAGUCCAUAGCCAUAGCUCAAGGGCAGCUAGAAGUUGCACCACCUACUGCAGCAGAGUUAAGAUAUGUUCUACUGCACAAUGCAAUCCCAUUCGUUGGAUUUGGAUUCCUGGACAACUGCAUCAUGAUUGUUGCUGGCACACACAUUGAAUUAUCCAUUGGCGUGGUCCUCGGCAUUUCAACUAUGGCUGCUGCUGCCCUUGGCAACCUGGUGUCUGACCUGGCAGGACUAGGGCUGGCAGGUUAUGUGGAAGCCUUGGCGUAUCGGCUGGGAAUGCAGAUUCCUGACUUAAGCCCCAAACAGGCUGACAUGUGGCAGACCAGAGUCAGCUCCCAUGCGGGCAAAGCCAUUGGUGUUGCCAUCGGCUGUAUCCUCGGCAUGUUUCCACUUUUUUUCUUCAAGGACGAUGAUGAGAAGAAGAAGAAGAAAGAAGGCCAGAUGGAGGCGAAGGAGAAAACACAACCACCACCUGCUCCAACAGAGAACAGCAAAAACUGAAAAUGACAUCUCGCCAGAGACAAAUACUUUUUUGGAAUCCAUUAGAAUACUUUAAACUGGGACUGAUUGCCGUUGUCUGGUGGACUGGAGUGUAUGGAAAUGUCAUUGAACCUGUUACAGUCUAAUCACCGGGUACUUUACUUUGCAAGGCCCAGUCAAACUAUCAAAGGUAUUCUGAAGAGGAUUUUAGAUAUUUGAUUGUAGACUUUAAACUUAAGCACAGGGACCUGAUCAUCUCUUGAAGAGACAAGAAAUGGUUGAUUCAUUUGACCGCUGCUACUCCAACUAUUGCGCCGUAACCUCACCUUGUCUUGACUGACUGACACAGGCUGAAACUCAUUUAUCUCAAACUUUCCAUCUAAAACACACUGCAGUGGCCUCUUUCUCUCCUCUGCUCGGAGUCUGUUGAAUAUAUAAACCUCUGACUCUACAUGAGUAGAAGCUAGGUAAAGGUAGUUGACAGUUUGAGGGCUCCCUAAAAUAUCACAACUAACUUUGGUACCAAUGCAAAGGAAAAAAUAAAAACACUUAGAGCUUAUUCAGAAAAAAUUCCCAUACAUGGCAUUUUGAUGUUGAAGGUUUCUUGUAUAUUGGCAGAAAUUGUGAUAACUAAUAGAGGAAGACUGAACAAAGAGACAUGCCAAUGGCUCAAUUCAGCAGUGUUAAGCUGAGUCCUAAUCAGUUUUUAAGAGUGAUGAGCCAAGGAAAGGGUCACUUUUGCAUGCACCCUUCCACGUCAACUACAUUAUUCUUCAGUUUUACAAGCAUUUCUGCCUUUUGAUGAUGUCACAGUCUUAAAAAGUCCCGCCUCAUUCACACUCGACAACCAGUCAGCUGCUUUAGUGAGAAUCGGGUGGUUAAAUGUUACACCUGCUAGCUGCGCCUUUACUUCUUUAGAUUAUUUAUUUUUUUGUUUGUGUGACUUUAUUAUAUUAUAUAUUAUAUGAUGUGUGAUGAUCACCCAAAGCAAUAACAUGCACCAAAUGUCUCCCAUGUAUACUGGAAUAGGUAGGUGGCGUUCAACAAAAUCUUUCAAAGAGCAGUUUGUUACUUUCCUCUAAGCAGGAAGGAGACAAACACAGAGAGGCAGAGGGAGGAAGAGACCGAGGAGCUGCGGCAGAAAGAUAAGAAAUGCCAACACUGAACCACCUGAGACCUCUGUCCCAUUUGCUCCGUCCCUCUAGUUCCAAUACCGUUUGAUUUAUCACACACCUCUCCCAUGCAUGGUAAGCCCAGUGGAUAUUUUCAAUUGGACAGAAAAUGAGAUGAUUGAUACCCUGUUCCCAUUCUGUGGAAAGCUCUUACUGCUUUCUAACACAAACGCACAACUAAACUCUAUACCUACAAUUAUAUUAUAUUGUCUCUUCUCUACUGCCCUCUGCUGGCUGAAAUUGAGAGGAAGUUGCUAGUUUCUUUCAGUUGAGUUCAGUUUUUACCUCGAUGCUGCCACACACUUGCAGUUAUACAUCUUUUAAAGCUUUUCCUGUUUAGUGUUCCAGCCCAUCAAUGGCUAGUUGAGUUUCUCUGGCUAUAAUUGAUCCCUUACUCACUAUAGUUAUUUUUCUAAAUUAUUGUUCUUAAUUUGAUAUGCAAACCAAGUAAUCUGCAGCAUCAGCCAGCCAUGAAACAUGAAGGCAGAAAGGAUCUACUGUAUUUGGGAUGAUAAGACACUACAGUCCAUCCAAGUCUUAAUUUAGCAGUCACUGAUUUUCUAAUUCCUAAGAGUCGUGGUUGCGCAUCUCAACAGCAGAACUGAAGCCUGUUUAUGGCGUUGAAUCUGUUUUGGAAGUUAAAAUGAAAGGAAGCAGCCACGUGUCACUGAAUGGAUUGCAGAAAAUGUAUUUAUUUUUGUUAUAAUAUUCAGACUUGUAUUUAUGUAUGUUCACACUGUAUAUUAUCUUUAUCUCAAAGGACAAUGUUAAGAAUAGAUAUUUGUCAGCACACCUUUUGUUAGUAUAUUUCCAGCAGAAUUCUUUAACAGGAAGGACUUUGCAACCGAUCGCUCUAUGUUACAGUCCAUAACUAAACUUAUGAAGCAUACUCUGAAGACUUUCACCCUGUAUACGAUUGUUCUGGUUAUUUAUUAUGUGGGUAACAGUGAUCCUAAACAGUGAUAACAAUGAAGAAAAGAAUUGAACAUAUUUAUGUAGUUAGGAUUUUUGAUCUGAUUGCUCGAUUUCCACCUUGCAUGCACUGCUAAUAAAAAAACCUAUUGUACA
Perca flavescens (yellow perch) is the source of this 3292-nucleotide messenger RNA. Its product is annotated as transmembrane protein 65. Gene Ontology annotation, biological process: cardiac ventricle development; regulation of cardiac conduction. Bases 303 to 1073 code for a protein of 256 amino acids. The transcript has 8 exons. NCBI's taxonomy places the organism in Eukaryota, Metazoa, Chordata, Actinopteri, Perciformes, Percidae. Gene Ontology annotation, cellular component: mitochondrion. The record is from RefSeq and is a predicted model, not a curated record.